Messenger RNA from Paramecium primaurelia, 1161 nucleotides. The record is from the annotation of a GenBank genome assembly. NCBI's taxonomy places the organism in Eukaryota, Ciliophora, Oligohymenophorea, Peniculida, Parameciidae.
AGUGAUACUUAAAAGCAAAGACAUGGAGACUGACAAAUACUACUUAAUAGAUAAUGUAACUGCAGAAGUUAAACAAAUCAAUAAAAACGGUGACUAUAUUAAAAAGUUUAACAUUGAACUAACUGGCAAAGCAAAUUAUAGUGAAAGAGUUGCUAAAGCUUAAGGAGUAAAUUACAAUUCAUUAAACUAGGAUUAAGCUUAUAUGCCAUACACUACUGAAGUAUUAUAAACUAAGCCUAAUCUAUAUACUCCUUAAACAGAUAAAUUUGAUGGUUAUGCACAACUACCACGAACAUUACAAGAACCCUACAUAAAUAAUACUCGCAAAAGACCAAAAACUACAAUUGAAGCCACAAAGUACUUACUUGAAGGCAAAGAUAAAAAUAAAAAGUAUUAAAUUGGAAAAUAAUUGGUACAUAUAACUGGAACAAUUCAUGAUUACUUCAAAGCUAAGUAAUAGGGUAAAAUAGAAAUCUUAAAAAUGAGAACUGAAACUAAAAUGUAGGAUUUUAUAUCAGGAGGAUCUGUUAAAAUCAUUAAUGGUCAUGAAUUGACUCAACCUUAAGUUUUGCAUAAUCCUCCAGAGAAAAGAGCCAAAUCAGCUUCCAGAAUCAAAUGUGAUACUAUUCCAAAUACAAUUGAAACGAGAGCAUAAACUAGUCAAUAAUCUAGAAUUAUUGUACCUUUAGAAGAAUAAAAAUUGAAAUCAAUAUAAUCUUAUGGAACAUUGAAUCAAGAAUUAUAAAAUACAGAAUCAAAGACUUUAUUUUAAAGUAGAACUUAUAUGUAAACAUCUCAAUCAAAACGAAAUCAGAAUGUAAUAGACUAAAAUGUUUAAUUAUACAAUAUACCUCAUUUUAAUGAAAGAUUGGAUAUUUUUAAAAAAGAAAUUUAGAGUUUCAUUUUACCUUAAACAAAAGAGAUUAAGUAAAUCACUUCCAAAGGUAGAUUUAAUUGUCAUUUGGCUGGCAAUAAAGAACAUUAUAAUUAAGAUAGGUUAAUGAUGAAAUUAUGUAUGUAUUUAUUUUUUACAUAGUUCAACCUGAAUAAUUUAAGUAAAAUGAAAGUCCAAAAAAACAAGAAAUGGAAAAACAAAGAAGAAUUUUAGCUAAAAUGAAAGAAGUUGAUAUGUUAACUAGAAAUUUAAAAUUGAAGUUGUGA